AGCUGCCGGGCGGGGUUCAGCCCGGCCUGUUCCAACUGUGAGAGGCGGCCAUUUUCGGGAAGAGUUGAUAAACCACCGAGUCCUCUUCCCCGCGAAGAACGAGGCCGGAGGAACCGCAGAAGAAGAGGCGCCCUCGGUCUUGACGUGUCAGGCCGCUCGAGUGGCGAGAAGGAUGCUUUCUUUUUCUACCACGGUGCAGCCCCAGGUCACAGUUUCUUUGAGCCACCUCAUAAAUGCAUUUCAUUCACCCAAAAGUUUAACACAGUCUUUCAUCCCAACGUCCACCCAGUCUGUACAGAAAGAAGCACCACCUGAACAUGAUGUGUUGAACCCUGAACCAUUACUUAGUCUACGAGACCUAGGACUGAGUGAUUUGAAAAUUAGCCAACUUGAUGAAAUAGUGAACAAGCUGAUUCCUGGUUUUGGUGAACAAAAUAAAAUACCCUCACAUUGGCAAACAUCAUAUGUAUCGGCACAGUCUUUUUUUGAAAAUAAAUAUGGUUUUGCAGACACAUUUAGAGUUUUACGUUCCUCUUACCUCUACAGACAGCAUCCUAAUCCUCCCCGGAGUAUAUGUUCCAAUCUUCAACAUUGGCCAGUUCUCAUUCAGUCUCGAGGAUUUAAGACUCUGAAAUCAAGAGCAAGACGGCUACAGUCCACAUCAGAACAUGCAGCAGAAGCAGAAGAGGUAGCUCCCUCAUUUGUAAAGGGCCUUUUACUGAGAGAGAAAGUAUCUGAGAUUGAAAGCUUAGACAAACUGAUGAAAAGAAAAAACAUACCUGAAGCUCAUCAAGAUGCUUUUAAAACUGGGUUUGCAGAGGGUUUUUUGAAAUCACAGGCCCUUGCCCAGCGCACAAUUGAUUCCUUAAGACGAACCCGAUUAUUUGUCUUUCUAGCAGUGUUGUUUGGUAUUUAUACUGUAUUAAAAAGCCAGUUCUUACCUAAAGGCUCUUUUUCUGAUGCUGUACGUUUUCGAGCAAGUUCUGGGCUUGAUGCAGCAGUGGAUCCUAUUCAGAUGAAAAAUAUCACCUUUGACCAUGUGAAAGGGGUAGAUGAAGCUAAGCAAGAGUUGCAGGAAAUUGUAGAAUUUCUGAAAAAUCCCCAGAAAUUUACCAUACUAGGAGGUAAACUCCCUAAAGGUGUUCUGUUGGUAGGUCCACCUGGUACUGGCAAAACUCUGCUUGCCAGGGCUGUGGCAGGAGAAGCCGAUGUUCCCUUCUAUUAUGCUUCUGGGUCUGAAUUUGAUGAGAUGUUUGUUGGAGUGGGAGCCAGCCGUAUCAGAAAUCUAUUUAAGGAAGCAAAAGCAAAUUCACCUAGUGUUAUAUUCAUUGAUGAGUUGGAUUCAGUUGGUGGCAAACGAGUAGAAUCUCCAAUGCAUCCCUACUCAAAGCAGACUAUAAACCAGCUCCUUGCUGAAAUGGAUGGCUUUAAAUCUAAUGAAGGAAUAAUUAUCAUUGGUGCAACAAACUUCCCUGAAGCACUAGAUAAUGCUUUGUUACGCCCUGGCCGCUUUGACAUGCAAGUUACAGUCCCCAGGCCAGAUGUCAAGGGACGAACAGAAAUUUUGAAAUGGUAUCUUAAUAAAAUAAAAUAUGAUAAGUCCAUUAAUCCAGAAAUCAUUGCAAGAGGCACAGUAGGAUUUUCUGGAGCUGAAUUGGAAAACCUUGUGAAUCAAGCUGCAUUAAAAGCAGCAAUUGAUGAAAAGGAUAUGGUUACUAUGAAGGAACUAGAAUUUGCAAAGGACAAAAUUGUCAUGGGUCCUGAGCGUAGAAGUGUAGAAAUUGGCGAUAAAAAUAAAACAAUCACAGCAUAUCAUGAAUCUGGGCAUGCCAUUAUUGCAUAUUAUACCAAAGAUGCAAUGCCAAUCAAUAAAGCCACAAUUAUGCCACGAGGACCAACACUUGGACAUGUUUCCAUGUUGCCAGAAAGUGACAGAUGGAAUGAAACUAGAUCUCAGCUGCUUGCCCAGAUGGAUGUCAGUAUGGGGGGAAGAGUAGCAGAAGAACUCAUAUUUGGCAGUGAUCACAUCACAACAGGUUCUUCUAAUGACUUUGAGAAUGCUACCAGGAUAGCACAACUCAUGGUGACCAGAUUUGGAAUGAGUGACAGGCUUGGUGUCAUGACCUAUAGAGAGGCAACAAAUUUCAGCCCGGAAACCCAAUCUGCAAUUGAACAAGAAAUAAGAGCUCUUUUAAAGGACUCAUAUGAACGGGCAAAGAGUAUCUUGAAGGCCCAUGCAAAAGAACACAAGAAUUUAGCAGAAGCGUUAUUAACCUACGAGACCUUGGAUGCCAAAGAAAUUCAGAUUGUUUUAGAAGGCAAAAAACUUGAAUAAACUUGGAAGAACCUCAAGUUCAUUUCAUUAUUGGAAUUCCAAACUGCUAUGCUGUUCCAUUACAAAUAUAUACUUUUUUAGCAAUAAACUGUAAAAGAUGUGCAAAUGCAGCAUGUUUAGCACAUUGGGAAAUCAUAUAUUUUAAUUAUUCAAAGUGCUUUUUAAACUUUUCCUCCUAUUGUAAAACUGCUUUUACUCUGGUUGCCCUCAUAUGUAAAUUGAGGUGUAUAAAACAUAUUUUAAAUCUGUAAAUAAAUUUGAGAGUUAAGCAAAAUGUGUAAUUUUUUAAUAGCUUGAAUUUCCAUAAACUUUUUUUUGUGAGAAUUUCUGCUACUUUGUUGCUGCUACUUUACCUGUUCAAAACAUAAAUAUGGAGACUUUACAAUUUAAGACUGAAUUGUUAAAUACAUUUCACAUUGUCAAUAUUUAGAUUCUAUGGAAUCCUGUAACUUCUAAUGCAUUUUCUCUUUCACGAAGCCUUGUUAAGUUUUGAGAUGGCAAGAAUAACUUGCUAGCAAGUUUCAUACUGUAUGUAUGUUCCUGCGAAAGCAAAGAAUUAAAAUUGAAUA
Molecule: messenger RNA, 2904 nt
Organism: Protobothrops mucrosquamatus (brown spotted pit viper)
Lineage: Eukaryota; Metazoa; Chordata; Lepidosauria; Squamata; Viperidae
Gene: YME1L1
Product: YME1 like 1 ATPase
Exons: 20
Coding region: 173-2335 (720 amino acids)
Biological process (GO): protein quality control for misfolded or incompletely synthesized proteins; mitochondrion organization
Cellular component (GO): mitochondrial inner membrane
Molecular function (GO): metalloendopeptidase activity; ATP hydrolysis activity; ATP-dependent peptidase activity
Source: RefSeq, a predicted model, not a curated record